AUGGGAAAGCCAAAGGUCUUAUCGCUGGGCUCACCUUCAUGGGCAGGCGAGGCCUUCUUACAAAACUUCAAUAACACCUGUGACAUCCAUGUUCUCCAACCAAGUGGUCGAAAUGGCACUGUUCAAGCGAUCGCGGAUGCUCGAAAAUCAAAUGGCCCAUUUGAUGCCGUUUUAAUCCUGAUGGGAAAUGGCGCCUAUGAGAGAUUCGAUAAGGAGCUCUUAGGGCCAUUAGUUCCCGAGCUUAAGGUCGUGGGAUCGGUGAACGCAGGCUAUAGCGAAUUUGAUCUGGAUUGGUUCAACGAGAACAAGAUAUUUGUAACUAAGACCAUCGAUGCAGUGGCUGAGCCCACCGCUGAUAUUGCUAUUUUCCUCAUGCUCGCCGCGCUCAGAGAUACAUCUCGUUUGGAGUCGGAAAUCCGGAGUGGAGGCUGGAGAGGUGAUAUAAAGGCGCCACUUCUGGAUCCAAACGGCAAAACGCUUGGAAUCAUAGGCAUGGGCAAAAUCGGGCGGCAUGUUGCACGGAAGGCAAAUGCAUUCGGUAUGAAUGUGCAAUAUCAUAACAGAAAGCCGUUAUCAGCAGAGAUGGAGCAAAGCCUUUCGGCCAAAUACAGUUCGAGCAUUGAAGAACUUUUGCAAAUUUCGGACGUCAUUUCACUCAACUGCCCUCUGACUCCGCAGACAAGAGGCUUAAUCGGACCCGAAGAGUUCGCAAUGAUGAAAGACGGAGUUGUUCUCGUCAACACAGCUCGAGGCGCUGUUGUUGAUGAAAAUGCUUUUAUUCAAGCUUUGGAAAGCGGCAAAGUCGCUAGAGCUGGCUUGGAUGUAUUUGACGGCGAACCCAGGGUGAAUGAUUAUUUUCGUAAGAGCACACGAUGCGUAGUUCAACCUCAUAUGGGAUCCUGGACAGACGUUGCCUGGCGGAAUGCAUACCAAGAAGCUAUGAAUAAUGUCACCUCUGUCUUCACAUCAGGAAAGGCAAUCUCCCCUGUCAACUCUUUCUAG
This is a messenger RNA of Penicillium angulare, 1002 nucleotides long. RefSeq names its product D-mandelate dehydrogenase-like dehydrogenase. Gene Ontology annotation, cellular component: cytosol. The record is from RefSeq and is a predicted model, not a curated record. Lineage: Eukaryota; Fungi; Ascomycota; Eurotiomycetes; Eurotiales; Aspergillaceae. Gene Ontology annotation, molecular function: hydroxypyruvate reductase [NAD(P)H] activity; NAD binding; glyoxylate reductase (NADPH) activity. Bases 1 to 1002 code for a protein of 333 amino acids. The transcript has 4 exons.